Molecule: messenger RNA, 1053 nt
Organism: Neurospora tetrasperma FGSC 2508
Lineage: Eukaryota; Fungi; Ascomycota; Sordariomycetes; Sordariales; Sordariaceae
Exons: 4
Coding region: 119-838 (239 amino acids)
Biological process (GO): RNA metabolic process
Cellular component (GO): cytoplasm; nucleus
Molecular function (GO): sequence-specific DNA binding; RNA binding; single-stranded DNA binding
Source: RefSeq, a predicted model, not a curated record
CAUCCAACAACCAGCACCGAACCCAAGUCAUUCGCGAUCACCCCAUAGUACCACACGUCUUGAGUUGUCAGUCAUUUACAUUAUUUUACCAUUUCCAAGACGCAGCAACUUGUUCAAGAUGGCUCCGCCAAUGAUUGACCCCGCGCUCUUCGACCAGCUCAAAGACAACAUCGAGAAGGACAGCAGUAUUCGCAAAGAUCUUGAGCAGAUAAUCGAGGAGCUCAAUCAAAAUGUCUCUUAUACUCAGGGAGUGUUGACCAAGAUCCAUUCCACUCCUCGUUCGAAAUAUCCCGCACUUCUUUCUCAGGUUGAGAGUGGUAUCAAGAAGGAGCUGGAGACAACAACUCGGCUAGCCCAGUUUGCCUCGCAGUACCCUUACUACAAGUACAACUACAAGUGGGGCCGCACACUUCAGGAUGCCAUUGCUACGGUGCUCCUUCAUGCUUGGUUGGGCGGUAUGGGCAGCGACAGCAAGCCUGGUGAAGUCGGUCGUCUCCUGACUUUGGAGGAAGUUGGUCACGUAUUCGAAGUUCCGGUCAACCUCAAGGACCGUGACGCCUUCCACAUCACCAUCGAGGAGUAUCUCUUGGCUCUCAUCUCGGUCGUUGAAGACCUCAGCCGCCUCGCCAUGAACUCUGUGACAUUAGGCGACACAGAGCUGGCUGUACAGAUCAGUGGAUUCAUCAAGGAUCUACACGGAGGGUUCCAAAUGCUCAAUCUGAAGAACGAUAUCCUGCGGAAGAGGGUGGACUCGGUCAAGUACGCUGUGAAGAAGGUCGAGGAUGUGGUGUAUGACUUGUCUUUGAGAAACCUCAUCCCGGCUAAGGAUGCUCAGUAGAUGGCGAUGGAUCGCAUGUGUAGUCAGACACUUACAUGUUAGGGAUAUUUUGGAGGCCCUGAGGCCAAAGUUGAUGAGAGCUGUGUCGUUCUUAUAAGAACCAGCACGUAUUGGGUGUAGGCAUCUGCGAAGCGUUCGGCUAUACAUAGAAGCAGCGUUCAUCCAACAACUGAACUGUGCUGAACAGGGUUGGCUCUGACCAGCCUACCGAAAGA